Mycotypha africana is the source of this 297-nucleotide messenger RNA. RefSeq lists its product as uncharacterized. The record is from RefSeq and is a predicted model, not a curated record. The transcript has 2 exons. NCBI's taxonomy places the organism in Eukaryota, Fungi, Mucoromycota, Mucoromycetes, Mucorales, Mycotyphaceae. Bases 12 to 188 code for a protein of 58 amino acids. Gene Ontology annotation, molecular function: zinc ion binding; nucleic acid binding.
UACUAUGACCCAUGUUCAAAACAAUAAUUUAUGAAAAGAAAAAGCAAAUUUUUGAAAAGAAAAAAACAAGUGCUGUUAAUGAUGUAACGUGUAUUGAUUGCGGUAAAGGGGGUCAUUACACUAAACAAUACUUUAAAUGUGAAUUGUAUGAGACAGAAACUGCAGAUCAAGGUAAGGAGCUCAUGUAGCUUUGAAGUUGGUAAAUUCAUCAUUAGCAAGCGACCUCAUUGUACCUAUAGUUGGUUCGAAAGGCAGAAAACGCAAACAAAACUUUGAGAUCAAGAAAGAAAAGAAAAA